Molecule: messenger RNA, 2484 nt
Organism: Girardinichthys multiradiatus
Lineage: Eukaryota; Metazoa; Chordata; Actinopteri; Cyprinodontiformes; Goodeidae
Gene: rprd1b
Product: regulation of nuclear pre-mRNA domain containing 1B
Exons: 7
Coding region: 520-1527 (335 amino acids)
Biological process (GO): mRNA 3'-end processing
Cellular component (GO): RNA polymerase II, holoenzyme
Molecular function (GO): RNA polymerase II complex binding
Source: RefSeq, a predicted model, not a curated record
UGCAAGCUGCCAUUUUUUCGAGCCAUUUUUUUUUUUUACAUGAGUUUAUGCGACCAAAUCCAGAGUGUGAGUUUUAACCCAGUCUUUUGCUGUUGUAUAGUAAACCGUAGUGUAUUAGAAAUAUUGCAGAGGAAUGUUUUAGACUCGCCUUUUUGCUUUGCUUCAGGUUAAAGUGAAGAGAAGCUCGGCGCUUUACUUAUCUGCAGCUGGCUGCUUAGCUGGUAGCUAAUAUUAGCUUCUGCUGUAAACAAACAACUAUCUGUAAAGGCAUAGCAGCUUCUAUCUGCUGUUUUUUUCCUUUACAUUUUUCUUUAAUUUAGGUAUUUAAGAGCUACAAUCACGUUAGAAACAUGGAUCUAUGAUCAGUAGGCAAUAGAAAGCUGUCUGAUUCCGAUUAUCUGCGAGCUAACUUUAGUUUUGAUGACGGUGCGAGCUCCUCCAAAAUAGCUCGGAGCUCAGUUGCUUUGGAGCGGGUCGGGUCAGUUUUUAGUGGAACCGGGAACAGAAGAACUGGUCGACAUGUCGUCCUUCUCCGAGUCAGCCCUGGAGAAGAAGCUGACGGAACUGAGCAGCUCUCAGCAGAGCGUCCAGACUCUAUCUCUGUGGAUCAUCCACCACCGCAAACACUCGGGCCUCAUCGUCAAAGUGUGGCACCGGGAACUGAAGAAAGCUAAAAACAACAGGAAGUUGACGUUCCUGUAUCUGGCAAACGAUGUGAUCCAGAACAGCAAGAAGAAAGGACCAGAGUUUGCCAAAGACUUCGAGUCUGUACUUGUGGAUGCCUGCUCCCAUGUAGCAAGGUGUGUUUCAGCAACUCCACGUGAAGUUGAUGAUGGUUGUAAAAAGCAGAUGGAGAGGCUGCUGAACAUCUGGAAGGAAAGGAAUCUGUACAGAGGGGAUUUCAUUCAGCAGCUCAAACUGGCCAUAGAGGACUCCAACAGCCCCAGACCCUCAGAAGAAAAGAAGGCUAUAAAACGAAGCUAUCAGAAGAUCCAGGAAGAUGAAGAGGAUGACGAUGACGACUACAGAAGCCACAUAUCUCCACACACCACAGAUUCCUCAGCGACUCAGCUGACGGAGGAGUUGGUGAAAGCUCUGCAGGACUUGGAGAACGCCGCAUCAGGCGACGCAACCGUUCGGCAGAAGAUCGCCUCACUUCCACAGGAAGUUCAGGAUGUUUCCCUCCUGGAGAAGAUUACUGACAAGGAGGCUGCAGACAAGCUGUCUAAAACUGUGGACGAGGCCUGUUUGCUGCUGGCGGAGUACAACGGACGACUGGCAGCAGAGCUUGAAGACCGUAGGCAGCUUGCUCGUAUGCUGACUGAAUACAUCAGCAGUCAGAAGGAGGCGCUGGUGGAAAGGGAGAAGAAACUGGAGGAGUAUAAACAGAAGCUGGCGAGGGUGACUCGGGUGAGAAAGGAGCUCAAGUCCCACAUCCAGAGUCUCCCGGAUCUGUCCCUGCUGCCCAACGUCACUGGUGGUUUGGCGCCUCUACCUUCUGCAGGAGACCUCUUCUCCACCGACUGAGAGCUCUUCAACCGAACAGACUACUGGAACGUCCCUCCUCAGCCAACCUCAGCCUCAUGUUUGAGUAACAAGGAUGCUCCUGGCUUUGCCUCCACCUUGAAGGCACAUGUGGUAAAACCUCUGUGCUAGUCUGCAGAAGAGCAGCUUAGUCCACCUGCUUACUCAAUCCUGGCAGGACAGGAAGGAGACAUGAGAAGAAAAGCAGAGAACUGAGACUCUGCCUGACCGGAUUCUAUGCCACCAGCCCGGACGUUUGGUUCCUGAUUGUUUUUAUUUUCUUUUAAAUGCUGAAAUGUUGUUUCAUUUAAAGCCCUGUCCCGUGUGAUAUGUUUUUCCAUUUUGUCUAGGUUAUGGCUACAGUCUGAGGAGGAUAAUGUUCAUUAGUUAAAUUUUUUUUUGGCCCUCUGUUGGUGGCUUUUUAUCAGCGCUCGGCUGGAUAGGCAGUUUAGUGUGUGAAAAGAUCAUGUUGGGCUCAGCAUGUGUGGAUUUUUGUUUUCUCAUCUGUUACAUCCCAACUUGGUUUUAGUUACACUCUUGAGUCCAUUUAAACGAGAUUUGUUGAGAAGAAGCUUUCAAACAGUAACAAAGACAAAUUCUGGUCUUCUGUUUGUGUCAAAAACGAUGUCCAACCAAAAAAGUACCCUUUGUUUUAGUUUAGGCUUAUAAUCUGAUUAAGUUUAGUAAGGUGUGAUAGGUUUGAGUUUUGCAAAAAACAAGCUGAAAUGAGGAAAUACUGCAACGUUUUCUUUCAAAGAAACUGUUUUGUGUACUUGUGUGUAAACGACACAUUUGAAAUGCUAACAUAAGGAGUAGUACAGUAUCUUCUGGAAACGAAAACUUGUGUUGCAUGUUUAGAGUUUGGAAAUAUGAAAAAAAAAAUAAAAUUUAUCACAUCUGAGUAAGAGCAGAACAGCUUAAAUGCAUCUGAAUGGGAAAUAAACCUAAAACUCAUUUUCA